Lagopus muta (rock ptarmigan) is the source of this 3245-nucleotide messenger RNA. RefSeq names its product potassium channel subfamily K member 16-like. Gene Ontology annotation, molecular function: potassium ion leak channel activity. Lineage: Eukaryota; Metazoa; Chordata; Aves; Galliformes; Phasianidae. Bases 1 to 846 code for a protein of 281 amino acids. Gene Ontology annotation, cellular component: membrane. The transcript has 5 exons. The record is from RefSeq and is a predicted model, not a curated record. Gene Ontology annotation, biological process: potassium ion transmembrane transport; stabilization of membrane potential.
AUGCCCUUCCUCACAGCACCCAACUGGCAGAUCAGCUGGACUCCACUGCUGGUGCUAGGGUAUCUCUUUUACCUCCUCCUGGGUGCUAUGGUGUUCCAGUUGCUGGAGAAGCAGGCAGAAACCCACUCUCGGUACCAGUUCCACCUGGAGAAGCUCAAGUUCCUGCAGAACUACACGUGCUUGGACAGGCAAGCCCUGGAGCAGUUCAUACAGGUCCUCAUGGAAGCACUGGAAAAAGGGGUCAACCCAGAACAAAACUCUACGAAUCCCAGUAACUGGGACUUCAGCAAUUCUUUCUUUUUUGCAGGAGCUGUUGUCACUACUAUAGGCUACGGUAACCGGUCCCCCAGCACAGUGGCAGGACAGGUCUUCUGUGUUUUUUAUGCCUUAUUUGGAGUGCCACUCAACUUGGCCUUCCUUAACCAGUUGGGGAAAGGUCUCAAUGCUCAUUUGAUUACUCUGGAAAGAUGGGUGCAAAAGCCAGGCCAUGACCAGGUGGUUCAGAGACUGGCCAUGGCUGUCUUCCUGACUGCAGGGAUCUUGCUUUUUCUAGUGUUCCCACCACUGGUUUUCAGUUAUGUAGAAGGCUGGAGCUAUGGAGAAGGCUUUUACUUCACUUUCAUCACCUUGAGCACAAUUGGAUUUGGAGACUAUGUAGUAGGCACAAACCCAAACAAGCACUACAUCCCACUCUACAGAAGUCUAACUGCAAUUUGGAUUGUUUUUGGCUUGGCCUGGCUGGCCUUGGUCUUCAACGUGGGAGCUCAUUUGAUGGAAAAAUUCCUUCAGCUCAAGUGGCACAAGCCUGACUUGAGCUUGACAGAAGGAUCCCCAGACAAACCAUGAACCCCAGCAGACCAGGAUCCACGUGAACAAAGUACAUAGAGAAGUCUUGAGGGAGCACCUUUCAUCUGCAUCUCACACUAAGGAAGCUCUGUGGAUUAAGGUUAAAAGUACAUGUUGCAGACAGUUUCUGGAGGAAGAAGCUUUUACACACACAGUCAAGGCAUCAGUCAAUUAAGACCUUCAGAGAAGUAAGCAUGCAUGGUAAAGCAACUGUCCCAGAUUCAUUUUGUACUUCUCUCCCAACAAAGGCAACUUCCCUUGAAAUAAUCAAUUACUGCCCUUUCCCUUUUAGUAUCAAAAUCCUGAUCUUACAGUCAUUCAUAUUCAAAAAAUCCAAGGUGAGUGCCUCCCAGUUCCCAUGAGAAGUGUUGUCAUUAAGAAUAACUGGUGGACAAAGUCAGGUUCUGAAGUCCUCUUUCAUUUCCAAUUAGAAAACUAAGAUAACCCCAGAGAUAACAAUGGCAAAGACCACCUGUUUAAUGGCAUCCAUUCAGUUAAGAUUUGUUUGAUAUCAUCUAAAACUAGAGGUUUUCAUGUAAAAUGAUAACAUUUCUUUCAUUCCUGAGCUAACAUGCUUCUCUCUUAAAUUGUGUAGAUCUUUUGUGUCUGUCCAGCACCAGCUAAACUGUUACGCUUCCAUUUGGAGUUAAAUGACAGGUCAGAGAAGGUCCUUACCAGAGUUCAUUUCACAGGUACCUGAAAACAAUACGUUAAACUAAAUGUCAGUGCAAACAAACUUCCUUAUUUCCAGUCAGAUCACUAUUAUUACAGUCCUGCAUUUUCUUGGGCUAGUUCAGUGAAGAACUAUCAUGCACAGUAUAGGACUGAUGCUGUUCAUUUACCUCUAAAGAAGGCUGAUAGGCUCUUGUGUUAAAUCUGAUCCUCAGUCAUUCAUGUAGCAUUGGCAGUGGAACAGAGAGAUUGCUUUUAUCAGUUAUCAUAAGCCAAAAGUAACAGCAGCCAUCUCCAGAGAGACAAAAAAUCCACAGAAGUUUGCCCAGGCAGCUCAUAGCAGGCUUGCCGCUGAGAUAUGAAACUGUAGUCAUGCUUCAUAUUAAGUAAGCUGUGGAAACUUGAUUAAGCAAUUGCGUGUUCAUUCUGAGCAUCAUACUAGAUUGUUUGUAAUCAUCACUAACACCUUCUGUGGAUAUGCUUAUAAUAAUGUACAUGCUGCUAUUUGUUCAGUGUGUCUUAUUAACCACCAACUAAUCCAUUUAAAAUUCACGUUAAGUGGAACUUUAAUGUAAAGUGUGAAUGAAAUAUGACUGGGCAUGCAGACUAACCCCAAGGUAGUCUUUGGCUGGCAGGCUACAGUAAUAUCAGAUGUCAACAUUCCAGCAGAUAUUUUGAUAUUUCAUUUUAGGGAAUUGUCCAUAAAACGUGUAGAUACUUGUGUGUAGAUUACAAAUCUCUUCUCACAUACUUGCUGUCCUAGACCUUCACUUCUGAGGAGAGUCCAGCAGGCUCUUGCAUCUGGCUCAGUGCUUGUUUGCUUUCUGCAGUGCUAAUUACUGACUCCUGCUCAGUGCAGCUUGGAUAUCAAAUCUGAAAUGCCAGCAUGUAAGAAUGCCAUCUAUAUCUUAUUCAACUGAUCUGAAAACUGAGCUCUCAGAUGCUUAUCCAUCUGAGAUUUCCUUCACAUCUUACCACUACUUACUUCACAGAUUUUAUCUCAGUCUCUGCACUGAUCUUCCUCAACAGUUCCCAUAAAUUUGUGCAACAGUUUUCUUUGUAGCCUGGUAGCAUACAGCUUUAUCCUGUCUGGCUUUUUGUAUCUUCACAAAUCUCCUGAGAAACAUACAUUCUCAAUAUCCUCUCUUCUUAGCAAUAAUGUUUGUGUAGGCACUUGAUAGCAUCAUCACCAUCACUAUACCCUAUACCUCUCUUGUGUCAUAAGACACUUCUGGCCCACUUGUGUGAAAGCCAAAGCUAAAUUCUGCUGACCUUCAUAUCCGGUCAGUUUCUUUCACCUCUCCUUUUUCCAUGCCACCUUGCUUUAUCUAAUCACAGCCAGCCAUAAAACAUGCGGUAGUCUAAAGGUAAUGAUACAAACUGUUUUAUAACAUGUUGCAUGCCAUAAAAAGUGAUAAUGAGGUUUAUCAGAGAAACAAAGCAUGUGUGGACUACUUACUGGCAAAGAGUUUGUAAAAACCUUUCUUAGUUGACAGCCAACAGCACAGAGUUUGAGCUCAUUUUACCUCACCCCCCAAAUUGUUCCUAUACUUUGUACUGCUUUUGCAAAGCAGCAGCAUGAUGAGACUACCUUCUGAAAUUUUUGCUUCUACUGCUUUUAGCAAGGCUGACAGUAGCUACAGUAAUUCACAAGCUGCCUGCCAGAAGACUCAAUAAAUGAAAAAAUAAAACCAAAAAAACACCAGAAAAAAAAGAAAAAAAUAGCA